Aspergillus wentii DTO 134E9 is the source of this 3426-nucleotide messenger RNA. RefSeq names its product F-box and WD domain protein. The coding region runs from base 1 to 3426 and encodes 1141 amino acids. The record is from RefSeq and is a predicted model, not a curated record. Lineage: Eukaryota; Fungi; Ascomycota; Eurotiomycetes; Eurotiales; Aspergillaceae. Gene Ontology annotation, molecular function: polyubiquitin modification-dependent protein binding. Gene Ontology annotation, biological process: proteasome-mediated ubiquitin-dependent protein catabolic process. Gene Ontology annotation, cellular component: nucleus; proteasome regulatory particle, base subcomplex; cytosol. The transcript is spliced from 2 exons.
AUGCAACCAGCGUCUCCCGCAGUAUCUCAACAUACUCCCCCACAGGACUCACCUCCCUUAGAGCCAACUCUUCGCCAGCAUGGACAUGACUUCUGUGGUGACCACCCGGUCUCUGGCCCUCAACUCCAUGAGGGAACCGGAGACCUUUCAGAAGUCGUCCCUGGCUCAGCGGCGAAUGAGGGACACUCGCCCCUGAACUCCGACCGGUCCGCUCCAUCGUCGCCAUUUGUCAAUCGCCACAGCCCGUUUGAGGAAGAACCAUUCUAUUCUACCCCUGAGAAGCAACAAGAAGCCGAAUUCAAAAUGAUGACUUUGUCAAGUCAACCUCAUGUAUCUCUCGAGGCCUUUCCCAAUGAGGUGUUGACUCACAUCCUUUCUCACCUGCCCCCACCGACCUUGUCCUCAAUUGCGCUAGUGUCUCGUCGUUUCCACAAUCUUGUUACUACGCCUCAUGCCUGGAGAAUCGCUUUCUCCCGCUACUUCCCUGGACCGUUUAGCGUGGAAAAUGCCGAUGGAUUGUUGGCGUCUAAUGCGUCGGAUAUAUUGUCGGAUAGACGUUUUUUCUCCAGGCUGACUGCGCUUGCAUCCUGGCGAAGCGAAUACAUUCUUAGAACGCGCCUGUUGCGAUCACUAUCUCGGGGCAAACCGGCGGAUUUCGAGCCACACAAGAGACAUGGCACAGUCCGGUCGGCUAGUGUUAAAAACGGCAGCGCAGUUGUCACCUAUACAUCUCAGCUGCUCUUCCCCGUCAGUCAUGUCAAUGGUACAUUUGGAAACGAUGAAAAUGGCAAAGAACCAGUGUUCAUACAUGGAGCUGCUGAACAGGGAAUUGCCUCGGCCAGUGAUCCUUCGACGGUGAAGGUCGGUACAUGGGGCUUAUCAGAUCAUCAGAUGUUCCGGCACUUCGCAGAUCUAUUUCCUGGUGAUGCUGAAUAUGGUCUUGGACCCGGGAAUAUUGUAGGACUGCCCAAUCGCAUGGAUGUCAGUCAGCCAUAUGGCAUGGUCUAUGGCGAGGGCUGUCCGCAAGGUCGAAGUUAUUUUAUUUCAUCAGCCGAGCUGCGCGGACGAUUCUUGGGCGGAGCCGAGUCGAGUUCGCAACCCCAGUUGGGCAUCCCUUCCCUAAAUAUGAUCACGACUGCGGUAACCGCCGUGUGGAUUGCCAAGUCGUCUGAAGUACUCAAGAUGACCGGAGGUCUGGUAGGCAUGUUGUCUGGCACGUCUUCUGGUAUCCUCACCGCAUAUGCUCUGGGUCCCCAUCCCACGUAUGAAAAGCGAUUCGAACGGGGCCAGCCAACUGCAAAAUGGGUUAUUUCUCCCGGCGUUCCUCUUAUCGCUAUUGCGGUUGACGACAAUUUUUCCCCUGCGCGAUACAACCGUCGGCGGAUUUGGGCUACGGUUCUUAAUGCACUGGGAGAAGUGUUUUAUCUUACCGAUCUGCCGCGCCAACCUGAUACCGUCACGAAAAUGAAUGUUGAAGAAUUGGACCAGCUCGCUUGGAAGACUGGCCGCAGUGUUCGCUGGGAACUAGCCGAGCUGACUAGGCGUGUUGCAAGACCGGACCCUUUCAGCCGGGAAGCUGUUGAUGGCAGUUAUAACCCUCGGUCCUCGUCGGAUUCAAUGAAGCUUGACGAGAAUCAAUUAAUUGCAGAAACGAAGGAAAUUGAAAAGUUUCUGACCUUCAAGCCCAAGCAUUUCCGCAAAGUUUGCGAGGGAUGGGACAUGAGGCGUGAUAUGAAAGUCGAUUUCGCUGGUGACGAUGGUCACGGUGCGGGCGAAUCAAUUGUGGUUAUUGCACGGGGCAUUGGUGAAGACGAAAAAGCUUCGAUCCGGCGGCUGACGAGAAAGUCACUGAAACUUAAUUUCAAUUCACAUGUAUCGCAUCCUGAUACAUACCCUCGUGUCGCCGAGAACCCACCACGCUCAAUCUUUGGUGGUCCCGCGAAUGCCCCGAUAACACCUUCCUCAGGAACUCCCGAAAGCCUACCACUGUCUAGAGCAUCUGGCCGUCUUGGUGACCCGGUGUGCUCUGUUGCGAAUACUGAGUGGCACGACUCUAACUUUACAUUUGGCGAUCGAAAAUCCGUCCAAAUUACCACAAGUGCCUUAGACUCAUCCACCUACGCUUUGCUUACUGGUGAUGAGGACCCUAUCAUCGCAAUGUCGGGAAGUUCAACAAACUCUUCCGUCAUGUCUUCGCCAUUGCCACACAUGAAGCAGUCAUCUACAAACGUAGAGAUACCUGGACAGCGCGCACGGUAUAUGGCUAUUGGAACUGCGACGGGAAUGGUUUUCGUUUGGGACAUACGUUCGCCAACGGCUCGAACCUCUGAGAUAACUAGUACUGUCUCUCCACUUCGAAUCAUCCACACAGAUUCACCACAGGUCUCUUGUGUUGCGCUGACGUCGUUGUAUCUCAUACAUGGCGGAAACGAUGGGCUCGUACAAGCAUGGGAUCCUCUUGCAUCAUCUACGGGACCUAUUCGGACUCUGAACUCCCGCUUCUCUUCGCGUGCUCGUCGUCGAUUGGUCCAGGCUGAAGCGUCAAUCCAAGGAGUGGGAAAUAAUUACUUUGCAACGGGUGCUAUUUGCCUUGACCCUGACCCUACCGUCCUGAGGGGGAUGGUUGCACUGGGAACGCACCUGCGCUAUUGGGCCUAUAGCUCGUCUGCGGCAGAUCAGUAUAAAACCAGCAAACGUCGAUGGCGCCGUAACCAGAAAGGAAACAACCAUUCGCACGAAGGCCAACAACGGUACAACAACAGCGGCCGCGGGGCUCUCGUGGACCACAUCGAGGAUGAAAAGGUGGAGAUGGAACGACAAAGGGUGGCAGACGAAAAGGAAAGAGCGCAUCUGAGCAACCGCUUUGGGGUUGAUCUUCUCGGCCCAGAUGUCAGCGAAGACCAGCUCCUUGCUUAUGCUCAACUGCUGAGUGAAGAGUCCUUUGCCGGUGAUGUUGUCAAACGAGGUGAUACUGUCAACAGUUCAGUUGCCAGUACUUCCUCUAACGAUACUAUCGGGCAAAAUGAUAGCCUCUUCACGGUGAACGAGGCCUCUUCGUCAUCGUCCCCUUACCAGGACACCGUCGGAGAUGACAUUGCCCCAGACAUUGCCGAAGCGAUCCGACUCAGUCUACUCGAUGAAGGACCGUCCUCAUUUGAAGCGUCGUCUUCCAUUCCUAUCAAGUACACCAAAGACGCCCAAUCCAGCCCAAGCGAUCACCCGCAGUCUGAGCCAGAUGCCGCGGAAAGCAGCCGACAGCAAGAGUUAGAUGAUUUAGAGUUCGCAAUUCAACUAAGUCUGGCCGAGGAGAAUAGUCGCGAACAGGCGGAAGCGCAAGAACAAGAGGAAUUCCCUGCACUUCAAGGGAUGGCGCAGUCCCCAGAAAAGGCUCCGGGCAAGGAUAAAGGCAAGGGAAGAGCUUUGUGA